Sphaerulina musiva SO2202 is the source of this 798-nucleotide messenger RNA. RefSeq lists its product as uncharacterized. Lineage: Eukaryota; Fungi; Ascomycota; Dothideomycetes; Mycosphaerellales; Mycosphaerellaceae. The transcript has 2 exons. Bases 1 to 798 code for a protein of 265 amino acids. The record is from RefSeq and is a predicted model, not a curated record.
AUGCCAAUCAACUGGCAACGACUUGCUCAAAUGCAAGAACAUCUCCAACUCCAAUUAUUCCUCAAGCGACUCCAUUCCAAAUCCCACUGUGCCCGACGAAGAGCAAAACGAGGACAUGGAACCUCAUACACCAUCAACCCAACCGAACUCGAAAUCCUCCAAACCCCCCAUUUCAACCCCUCUUCCGCAGGAUGGCGACCCUAUCCCUCCCGCAACAUCCCUCUUCACCAAGCCUUCGCACAGCUUCAUGACGCUCCUGUAGAAACUCCAGAAACCCUACUCGCCGCCACACGCAUCAGAGCUUUCCUGCACAGUAACGCGCCCGUCACAUGGGAUCUCUGCAUUAAAAUUUUUAAUGAUUACGAUAUCGUGCUCUUCCACCGCACUUUGCAGCGUCGCGUCUAUCUGCGUUGGUUGCCAUACUCUGAAAUUCCCGCUUUGGUUGCGAUGCGAGGAGAAUUAUCCUGUAUUGGUUUGACGCAACCGCAGGAUACAGGAGGUAUGAUGAUGAUGAUGAUGAUGAUGCAUGCGGGAGGAAACAACCUUCUCCCGCGGAUUGUCAUCACGUUGCGAGCGGAUUUGAAUUGGUCGGCGUUGCCGCGGUUGGCGCCACUGGGGACGUUGGUGCAUGAGAUGUUGCAUGCGUAUUUUUUGGUCAAGUGUGGGUUUGUAGGUGCGCAGGAGUUUCUGGCCGAGGAUGCGUAUCAUGGGCCUGUGUGGACUGCGGCGGGGAGGUUCUUGGAGGGGAAGACGGGGUUGCAUAUUGUGGACGAGUGGACUGAUCAGGUGCGGGAAUGA